CAUCACUUCACCACUAUAACAUUCCUCUACCUCUACCUUUACCUUACGCCUUUCCCUCUUCCUUCUUCCCCUAUAAAAAGCAACUCCCACUCAAAUUCUUUCAUGCAAAACUUUAGAACACAACCAAAACACUCUCUCGAACUUUCCAGAACUUCGUAUAGCUAGCUAACAAUGGGAGACUAUCACAACGGCAACGCCUUACUAAGAUACAACUCCGGUGACGCUCCGUUCGAAGACCGUCGAUUCUCCAAGCUUAUUCAUGAUAAUGUCCAUGGCAACAUCCAUCUCGAUCGCCAAUCUCUGAAGUUCAUCGACACUGAACAAUUUCAGAGGCUUCGCGAUUUGAAGCAGCUAGGUCUUACAUACAUGGUUUAUCCUGGGGCGGUGCACUCUCGGUUUGAGCAUUCCUUAGGGGUCUAUUGGCUGGCCAGUGAUGCUGUCCGCAGACUUAAGACCUAUCAAGGACUGGAGCUUGGCAUUGAAUCUUUUGACAUACAGACUGUGAAACUUGCUGGAUUACUACAUGAUGUGGGUCAUGGGCCAUUCAGUCACAUGUUUGAGCGUGAAUUUCUUCCUCGGGUUCGUGGCGGCAUUAAAUGGUCCCAUGAAGAUAUGUCUUUGAAGAUGAUAGACUAUAUUGUUGAUGAGCAUAGCAUUGAUAUUGACUCUAACAAAUUGAAGAAAGUAAAGGAAAUGAUAGUUGCUUCUAAGGAAGGUAAAUCAGAGAGCUUGAAAGAGAAGCAGUUCUUGUAUGACAUUGUUGCUAAUGGGCGAAAUGGAAUAGAUGUUGACAAAUUUGAUUAUAUAGAGCGUGACACCAGAGCUUGUGGUCUUGGGUGCAAUUUUCAGUUCCAGAGGCUAAUGGAAACAAUGCGUGUUAUAGACAAUGAAAUAUGUUAUCGGGCGAAGGAAUAUCUUACAAUCCACAAGCUUUUUUCUACUCGUGCUGAUUUGCAUCGUACGGUCUAUAUGCAUCCAAAAGUGAAGGCAAUAGAGCUCAUGGUUGUAGAUGCCUUGAUAAAAGCCAAUGAGCAUUUUCAAAUUGCUGCACAAAUCGAUGAACCAGCUCAGUACUGGAUGUUAGAUGAUACAAUAGUCAAAAGAAUUGAAACUUCCACCCAUCAAGAUCUAGAGGAAUCCAGAAAUCUGAUUCGUCGAAUUCGGAGGAGGGACAUAUACCAGUACUGUAAUGAGUUUGCUGUGCCCAAGGAGAAUCUGGAGCAUUUUAAAAAUGUUACGGCUCAAGACAUAAUUUGUUCCCAGAAUUCUGAUGCUCAUUUGAAUGAGGAAGAUGUCAUUGUUACUAAUGUCAAAAUUGAUUUGGCUAGUGGAAAGAAUAAUCCAUUGGAAAGGAUCAGCUUCUUCCAGGAUUAUGAUAGCUUUGAGAAAUUACGUUUAAAGGAUGGUUGCAUCAGUCACUUGUUGCCUGUGUGUUAUCAGGAUAUGAUUGUUAGAGUUUAUACCAGGAAACCUGAACUGGUAGAAGCUGUUUCCAAAGCAUUUGAGAAUUUUCAGAUUAAGACUUAUGGGAAGAAAACGCAAGUGCAUGCUACUCCUGAAAAGAAGAAAUGCCUGAAGUACAAGGAAAAAUGAAUGGCUAUAUAUCUGAUUCUAGCCAGAUUUACAUUCUGUGGAAACAACACACUUCAAGGACAAAUCAAGCUACAGACAGAAAGAAUAUCAGUCUUAUAAGGAAACAAUCAAUAUGAGGUGGUCAAAGCUGAACAUGGAAAGCAUAUCAAUUAGCUACUCGAGCCUUACAAGGAAGCUAAGCUAUUAAUAUGAGGUGAUCAAAGCUGCACAAGGAAAGAAUAUCAAAUCAACUAUUCAAGACCCUGUGCAUAAUUACUGAAAUCAAGGUUUUGGAAGAUUCACAACCACCAUAAAAGGAAGAAGACAUCAAUGCAUUUUUAUCACGCUGGAGAACAUCCUUACCUGAAGACUCAUCAGUCAAUCACCAAGAUCUGUGAUCUCAGCUCAUAUCACUCAAAUCAUUUCAAGAGUGAUUGAACCCAAUCCCUGGAUUACCUUAUUGAGCCAACUAAUCAAGAAUCAAACGAACGAUUCUUGAUCUCUCCCCUAGAUUGUUUAUAAGCUCUCUUUGUACAUCUUGAGCAAAAAGUACUAUUUCUAAUCUUAUCAGUGCACUGUAAUCAUAAAAUGCAAUUCUGUUACGAAAAAAAAAAGGAGAGGAGAUAAUAGAUAGCUUUACAAGUUGAGAAUGUGACCUGAAAACGAACUGAAGUCAAAUUGCGAAAAAAUAGAGGAGAUAAUAGAUAGCUUUACAAGUUGAGGGUGUGGACAUGAAAAUGAACUGAAGUCUGUUUCAAUUCAAGAGAAAAACAUAAAACCACUCACUGUACUCUGCUGCGUCAAUUUUGCUCUAAGCGAACCCUUGUAACUCAAGAGAACUGGAAGUAGGCACCAUAAGGGUGUUCUGAAUCAGUAUAAAUCAUUGUGUCUUUAUUUUUA
Capsicum annuum is the source of this 2472-nucleotide messenger RNA. Its product is annotated as deoxynucleoside triphosphate triphosphohydrolase SAMHD1 homolog. Gene Ontology annotation, cellular component: nucleus. Lineage: Eukaryota; Viridiplantae; Streptophyta; Magnoliopsida; Solanales; Solanaceae. The record is from RefSeq and is a predicted model, not a curated record. Bases 172 to 1593 code for a protein of 473 amino acids. Gene Ontology annotation, molecular function: dGTPase activity. The transcript has 20 exons. Gene Ontology annotation, biological process: dGTP catabolic process.